Messenger RNA from Penicillium pulvis, 1377 nucleotides. RefSeq lists its product as uncharacterized. Bases 1 to 1377 code for a protein of 458 amino acids. NCBI's taxonomy places the organism in Eukaryota, Fungi, Ascomycota, Eurotiomycetes, Eurotiales, Aspergillaceae. The record is from RefSeq and is a predicted model, not a curated record. The transcript has a single exon.
AUGAAAGCCUCUCUUCUCCUGUCGCUUGUCUCGCUCGUUUCCGGGUCGAUCAUUAUCGAUGACCCAAGCGACAUUCUUCCACAGCAACAAUGGGCCUCUGACAAUGCAAUCAAAGCCGAUUAUGAUGUUCCGGUGAUAUACUACCAGACAAUCGCUAAUGUCGCACCGUAUAAUGUCGCACACCAACGAAAGACAUUUCAAAAUGCAAUUUUGAAAGGAAAGAGCAACGACACCAGUGUUUUAAUUGCCACCGACGGUUCAGUUGUGAAUGUGAAAGAUACUGAGGUGAUCAAGCUUGGAUACUCCAGCAAUCUCGUGCAGGCGAGCUUCUUCGGAGUGAACGCAGCAGUUCUUGCAGCCAAUCGCAGUCAGCUCUACCUAUCCGACGUGAACAUCACCACUCACAACGGCGCGGCCAAUGUUUACGCCUAUGGCACUGGUACUCUCAUCAACGCAGAGGAUAUAUGGUUGUAUAGUUCAGGGCCCACGGCACAUGGCCUAUAUGCGAGCGGAAACGGUACAAUCAAUGCUAGAAAUGUGCAAGUGUAUAGUGGUGGAAACCGUUGCUCUGCCUUCUCUGGGGACAACCCUGCAGGGUAUCUAUAUAUUCGGGACUCUGUUGCUCACACUGGCGGAAUCGGAUCCGCAAUCGGUUUCGUCUUAGGAGAGAUGAACUUAACAAAUGUGGUUGGUUCUGCGGACAGAUCUCCAGCGUUCUUCACUAUCGGUGGUGCUGUUGGAUCUUGUACAAACUGUGAUCUGACUGCUGGACUCCUUGCUGGCUUGAUCAUUUUCAGUUUAGGCAAGAGCUCGGGUGUCAAUUACUUUUACUUGGAUCACACCAGAAUAGUGGUCAACCAUGAAACCGCUCCGGCCCUAUGGUUCGGUAGUGUUGUUGGGGAGGUAUACGUCCGACAUACCGAAUUUGUGACAAACUCCGGGUUAUUGGCAAUAGCAAACUAUUCCACCAUCACUCAGGAGUUUGACUUCUAUGGUGGAUACGUUGACAACCCGAGCGCAAUAAGCACAGCAGAUGGCCGAGUGUAUGUGGAAGACAGUACUCUGAAUGGUGACCUCGUUGCCUACAAUGGCAGUACCCUAGGGUUGCACCUUAGCGACAACUCAUUUUGGACGGGCAAGGGCUACAUUGGGUAUGGAAAUGCAGAUUUGGGCGUGGCCUUGGAUGCGUCCAGCAUCUGGAACGUGACGGGCAAUACGGCCCUCUUGAACCUGACCAAUGCUGAUGGCACAUUUUCCAAUGUUCGGGGCAAUGGCUUUUCCAUCACAUACAAUGACAGUGCACCAGCUAACUGUCCCUUGCGAGGCCGUACCUUCAAGCUGAAAGGAGGUGGUACUGUCUCACCUAUUGCAAAGUGA